Molecule: messenger RNA, 2364 nt
Organism: Cladophialophora yegresii CBS 114405
Lineage: Eukaryota; Fungi; Ascomycota; Eurotiomycetes; Chaetothyriales; Herpotrichiellaceae
Product: serine/threonine protein kinase
Exons: 3
Coding region: 1-2364 (787 amino acids)
Molecular function (GO): pseudouridylate synthase activity
Source: RefSeq, a predicted model, not a curated record
AUGGCUUUACACAGAAGGGCAUUGUCGUUGAAUCCGUAUUUUCGAAGAUUGACACAACGUUCCCGCCAGAAACGGACGAUUGUCACCGGCCGAGACAGGCUCUUCCGCGUAUCAGAAGAAGUACAAGAUGCUCUCGCAACGGGGAAGCCGGUCGUUGCGCUGGAGACGACGAUAUACACACACGGCUAUCCGUAUCCCGAGAAUGUCGCCCUCUCCUCGCGCCUCGAGUCCUUAGUCCGCGUGAAUGGCGGCGUACCUGCGACUAUCGGUAUCCUUGGGGGCAAAGCUCUAGUGGGAAUGGGCGCCGAUGAACUGAUAAACCUGGUCUCUGCUGCCGGGCACAAGAAUACCUGGAAGAUCUCCAGACGGGACCUUGGCUUCAUUGGUGGGCUGGGCUUAAGAGGACAUACGCUCAAUGGAGGGACAACCAUUGCUGGGACAAUGGUGCUAGCCCACCUGGCGGGCAUCAAAGUCUUUGCUACGGGUGGCCUUGGUGGCGUCCACAGAGGAGCAGAGAACUCCAUGGACAUCUCAGCGGAUCUGACCGAGCUUGGACGAACGCCCGUCACAGUGAUAUCCAGUGGUUGCAAGAGUUUCUUGGACAUCCCGCGCACAUUGGAGUAUCUUGAGACGCAAGGAGUAGGUGUGGGCACUUUUGCGGAUGGCAGGCAAGGCGACGUCGACUUUCCGGCCUUCUUCUCGCGAGACAGUGGCGUCAGGAGCCCCAAGACUAUUCUCGACGAAGCAGAUGCAGCUGCCAUCAUCUACGCACAGUCUGUGCUUGGCGUAAAUUCUGGUCUGCUCUUCGCGAAUCCUGUUCCGGAGCAUUCAGCGAUGUUCAGGGAAGAGAUCGAUUUUAUCAUCACGGAGGCGGUUUCUGAAGCGGAGCAGAAAGGCAUUGGUGGAAGUGCCAAUACUCCGUACAUCUUGAAACGUAUCAGGGAACUGAGUAAUGGAGGAAGUGUCAAGGCUAAUACGGCAUUGGUCGAAGCCAAUGUUAUCCGCGGCACCAAAGUCGCGGUAGAACUUGCGAAACUCGAAAAGCGCGACGGAGCUACACCUCAGCGAGAGGACAGCGGCAAGCUCUUCAUACCCCAAAGCUCUUCCAGCUCGUCGGCACGGGAGUCAACUUCAACUCCAAGCACGGAGAGCCAGUCAGCUCAGCCUGUGGACGUACUUGUGGCUGGGGCGUUGGCAAGUGACACAAUGUGCGACCACCAGCCAUUUCACGUCACCGCACAAUCCACCUCCCCUGUUCCGCACACCUCGAAUCCGUCCAGCAUAUCACAGUCACCUGGUGGCGUUGGACGCAAUGUGGCUGUAGCUGCUCACUUGGCGGGUGCAAAGGUUGUUCUGGCCAGCGCAGUGGCGGACGAUCUAGCUGGCUCCUCUCUUCUCGACCAUGUCACGAAGUGCGGUCUACAAACAACAGCUAUUCGGCAACUUCCAACCGUUGAUGGUGCCAGGACUGCUCAAUACGUUGCAAUAAACGACACCAACAAAGACCUUGUGGUUGCAAUGGCAGAUAUGUCAAUCUUUGCUCGUCCUGAAUUGGAGGCACCUGGCUACUGGACGGCGAAGAUGGAACAAAGCAAACCGAGGUGGGUAGUCGUCGAUGCGAACUGGUCCCCCAGCAUUCUGUCCUCGGUAUUCUCAGCGGCAAAGGCUCACGGAGCACUCGUUGCAUUCGAGCCGGUCUCCAUCGCAAAGGCAGCACGGCUCUUUCACAAGGACAACCACUUCGUCACGAGCGCAAAGGUUGUACCGGACCAUGUGGUCAGCCUUGCAUCCCCCAACCAUCUUGAACUGUCAGCAUUGUACAAUGCUGCUAGAGAUGCCAUGAUGUUUGAGUCAGCGGAAUGGUGGAGCGUCAUCGACAGGUUAGGUCUCUCUGGCGCGGGAUCCCAGGAACGGUUGGUUUCCGUCGCUGGGCGAGAACUGGUUGAACAGGGCAUUCCGCAGCAGUGCAUACAGCUUCUCCCGUUCAUCCCGAACCUGGUGACAAAACUUGGGCGCCGAGGGUGUCUACUGACGUGCCUGUUGCGGCAUGGGGAUGAAAGGCUUUCGCGACCAGAAAACGCGCCAUAUGUGUUAUCGAGAAACUUCUCCGGCGACAGUGAUCUUGGCGGCUUGUACAUGCGAUUGAUUCCCCCAUUCAUGGAAGUGGAACAGGACCAUAUUGUGUCAGUGAACGGCGUCGGAGACACAGUGUUGGGUGUGGCCAUCGCCGGCCUUGCGAGAGGACGCACAUUGGAGGAGGUACUUCCGAUUGCCCAAGAGGCGGCAGUACUGACAUUGAAAUCGUCAGAAGCAGUAUCACCACACGUCCGCGACAUCCAGGACAGGCUCAACAGGCUCAGGUGA